This is a messenger RNA of Aspergillus oryzae RIB40, 996 nucleotides long. RefSeq lists its product as uncharacterized. The record is from RefSeq and is a predicted model, not a curated record. NCBI's taxonomy places the organism in Eukaryota, Fungi, Ascomycota, Eurotiomycetes, Eurotiales, Aspergillaceae. Bases 1 to 996 code for a protein of 331 amino acids. The transcript has a single exon.
AUGGCUGCAUGGUUGGGACUGGAACAUGACGAGGGGGGCUGGGCCAUCACGGACAACGACGCGAUGCGGAGGGUCAUCAACGGAAUGGACUGCCCUGCCAAUCAGCACCCUUCCAUCGCGCUCUUUGUAGGACACACCGCCAAGGCGCAGGCGCUCCGAUCGCUGUAUCCGCAUAACAAUACUGGCCGUCACCGGAAGCAGGGUUGGGCUCAACUGCACCUGUCCGGCGCGGCCACAUCUCAUCCGGUUAUAGUCAUCGAGAGCAGCCUCUCGCGCACGUCCCCGCCCGGGCCAUCCCAGCAGGAGCCACUCCGGCGAUACCCCAUCCCCCGCACUCGGGGACGCUCCUACGAGGAUCUUCAGUCACUGCUGUACCGAGACGUCCUACUCCCGAUCGUGGACACCGUGUGCGUCUUCGCAGCCGACUGCGGCGGCAUCCGUCACGUCCAACACUUGCUCGCAUCGUGGGGCUCGCUACCGCCGACCGGUCUGGACGGCGCAGCGGCUUCCGUGCGUCCCCGUUGGGUGAUUGUCCUGACAGACCCCGACGAUGAUGCAGUCCCGGCGGGAGGGAUAGAAACCACGCUGCAGGCCACGGCUGUGCCCCAUCUCGCGGGAUCCGUCGCGGUUGUCGACCUGCGGCCCCGGCAGCCGUUGUCGCGGUUGAGCCGGUUCGAGCCCCUCCGGCGACGGCUGUCACUGGAGCUGGACGAGGUGCGCACGCUGCGUGCCAACGCACAUCUCCUCUUCUCCGCCCUCCAUCUGGAGUGGAUCUUCCGGGGACUGCUGCGGCACGUCGCGCAAGGCCCUGCGUCGCCAUUCAAUUGCAUCCAAGCGUGCCGUCCCCAGCACUUGGACGCUGAUGAGGUCGCUCAAUACCUCGGAAUCUUCCUGCAGCUCGCCGAGAAGACCCAGAUAGCGGACCCAUUCAUGGCAACCUUCAUUGCGUCGGCGUUCCUUAUGGAUGCAUAUCCGCCCGGAAUGCACAGUGAGUAG